AUGGAAGCAGAAGUGUUGAACCCCCAGAUGAUGGCAGACGUCAAUGGCAACAAUAAAAUCACCAACGCGGAGCUGGAGGUGUUAAAGCUUCAGGAACUGGUCCGAAAAUUAGAGAAGCAAAACGAACAAUUGCGGACCAGAGCGAACGCUGUAAACAAUUGCUCCAUCGGCCCUCAUCUCCCGACCUCGUUGUCGUGUCUGCACGGGGCUGCAGCGUGUCCGAGUGACAAUUUCUCCAGCAAAUACGGCAUUUCGAGUCCGACACAGUCGCGUCCGUGUGCCCCCGGACCCCGGAGUUCAGCGGAGGAGCCGUUCGCCUAUUUUCAGCCGAGCUCGGUGUCUCCCGAUGCCGCGGGGGAGGACGGCGGCGCCGCUGGAGCCACAACUGUUUUGGAUGAGGUUGAUAUUUUGGACCUCAACGCCGUGCUCCCUGUCGGAGAGCCCGAUAGCUGGCUGUAUGUGAGUCCCAAAGCCAAGCUGCAGGGUGAGAGUUUCCUCAGUCCUCUCCAGUGGUGCAGGCAGGUACUGGACCACCCGGGGCCUGAGGUGGAGCUGGCUAAGAUGACCCUCUGUCACAGACUGGACCAAGCUAAGCGGUGGCGAGGAGUCUCCCCCGUCCGUCCGUACAGCUGCAUAGAUGGGCUCUCCACCCUCAGCUGCCCCGUCCUGCCUUACACUAAAUCUGCUGCACUAACCGAGUCCCCAGCCCCACCGCCGUCAUCUGGUCAGUCUUUUCUCCAGCCGAGUCUCCCACUCAGGGCCAGCUGCAGCCUCAGUGACAGAGCGCCCACCUUCCUAUCAAACUCCACGCUCCACAACGUGGGUCGCCGGCAUGCAGCCGUCAGUCCACAGUCUUCCCUGGACAGCGAGGUGGGUGUGUCAGAACUGGAGGAUGACACCAUCUCUAUGAGCUACAAACUGCAGGACAUGACAGAUGUGGAGGUCAUGGCACGACUUCAGGAGGAGAGUCUCCGACAGGACUAUGCCUCUACCUCAGCCUCAGCCACAGCCACAGCCAGCCGUCGCAGCUCCAGCUUCUCCUUACACUCCCUGAGGCGCAGUGAGAUGGAUCUGGAGGAGGAGGACGAGGAGGAGGACGAGGGGUACGACCAGCUCCCUCCUCCCCAGCCUCGACUGUUCCGCACAGGGUCUAUGCAGAGGGGCAGCCUGCCCCACUCCCACACCUUUUCCAGUAUCAGAGACUGCAGACGCAGCUCGACCACCCCUCACUUUUCACUCAGUGGACUCUCCCAGUACUCUGGACCCUCCAGCCUGACCACAGAAACACACACAGCGUACAGGAAUAGCACAGACAAGCUACGGAGAAGCAUGCCCAACCUGAUCCGAGCUCCCAGCAUGCCCAGUGUACCCAGUAUUCCAUGCCUGGCUUCCCCCGUCAACCCACCCUCCCACGGCCCCUCCUCCUUGCCAAUGAUCUCCUCCCUCCGGAGCAGCCAAAGCUUUGACUCAUCCAGUGGGCUCACAAGACUCCAGUCAUCCAUUCCUUCCCCGGGCCAGCUCAGUCAGCGAGUCCAGAGUGUGGCGAACUUCCCCACCACUCCCCGACACCCUCUAAAAGCCACCGCCUACGUAAGCCCCACGGUGCAGCAGGGCCCCACCUCCACCUCUCUGCCCACCUCUGCCAGUCUUCACUCCAUCCCGAGCAGCGUCACACUGCCUCAGCCCCUAAAACCCAGCAGCAGUUUGGUACCACAGCCACUAAAAGCCAUUGCUAACCAGCCGGCUGUCCCCCGCAGCUCCCUUCCUCGCCCAGCCUCCUUUGUAGGAACAAGUGGAGUUCCACGUGCAAGCAAAAUCACCCCACCCACACGCAGUUUGCUGACUCCCCCAAAGAGCCUGGCUGCCCUGAGUGCCCUGAGGGAUGGCAGCUGGAAAGAUGGCUGCUACUGA
Messenger RNA from Xiphias gladius (swordfish), 1911 nucleotides. RefSeq names its product SLAIN motif family, member 1a (gene slain1a). Gene Ontology annotation, cellular component: microtubule plus-end. Lineage: Eukaryota; Metazoa; Chordata; Actinopteri; Istiophoriformes; Xiphiidae. The transcript is spliced from 9 exons. Bases 1 to 1911 code for a protein of 636 amino acids. Gene Ontology annotation, biological process: microtubule nucleation; positive regulation of microtubule polymerization; cytoplasmic microtubule organization. The record is from RefSeq and is a predicted model, not a curated record.